AUGUCGAAUCAAAAUCUGAACCAGAUCGUCACAGACUACCUUCUCAAAAGGGGUUAUACCCGUACCGAGACCAUCUUCCGCCAAGAAUCAAGUCACCUGGGUCCAGACGGUCGACCCAUUCACAACAAGGUCGACGACCUUGGCCCGAAGAAGUACCUCAAGGCCUUCAACCUGCUGCGCGAAUGGGUCGAGAACAACCUCGACAUCUACAAGUUCGAGCUGAAUAAGCUGCUUUGGCCCGUCUUCGUCUACUCCUGGCUCGAGCUGGUCACGCAAGGUUACUCGGAAGAUGCUAAGAGCCUCCUCAACACCCUGAAGCCAUACUUUGAGAACAUCCACGGCGACGACCUUAAGACCUUUUCCACCGUCACCCUGGCCCUCCACGCCAAGGAGAACCCCACCACCAAGCUCUACCGCGAGAACAAGUAUCGCAUCCCCCUGAACCAGCAUGUUAGCGGCAAUCUCUUCCACUUCCUCGAGCGUGAGCGCGACAACGGCGGCGCUGUCAUUACCUACAUCCUCCAGACCUUCUGUCAGCUGGAUUCGACCUCUCGCGGGCCUAUCGAGCCCUUUAGCUUCGAGGCAAUCUACCGACGGAGUCAGAACCUGGACUUUGACGAGGUUGACCUGCAGGAGGGAAUCCCUGGAGCCUUCACGGGUAUCUCCAACCGAGACCUGCUCGACAAGACUGCGCCUUUGAAAUUGGGUGCUUUGCCAAUGGAGGAAGAUCUCCGCGACGACGUGCGGGCUGAGCUUGCUGAUGAGGAUGCUCUCAACCCCCCGCCCGAUGGCAGGUCUACUCUGGUCGACGAGUUUGACCGCAAGAUCAAGAGGGAGGAGAGUGCGGAUGGCCCUAACAGAAGCGAUCUGCCUCUUCCCCCGUCCCGCGCCCGCGAUGUUGUGAUGGAGAUGCAGAAGGUUAGAGAAAAUCGCGAUCGUUUCAAGAUUGAGGGCCGCACUGGUGGCGUUGGCGUUCCCGUCAGCGCAUGCAUAUUUACAUUCCACAACACUCUCGGAAGUGUCGCAUGCAUGGACUUCUCCCAAGACCACGAGCUGGUCGCAGUCGGCACCACUGACUCCUACAUCCGCGUGUGGCAUCUCGAGGGCAAGGCGCUCAAGUCAAAGAGAGCCGACGAGAAGGAUUUCAAGUUCAACAACCGCAAGCUCAUUGGCCACUCUGGACCGGUAUACUCCGUCUCCUUCUCUGACGCCAUCGCCAAGCUUGAGCACGCGCCGUUUGGCGAGGAGGGCAAGGGCGAGCAGCCCAUUGAGACCAGCUCGAAGCUGUUGCUGUCUAGCUCCGCCGACGGCACCGUUCGCAUCUGGUCUCUCGACAUUUGGGCCUGCGUGUGUGUCUUCAAGGGUCAUGACGGUCCCGUUCUGAGAGCAAGCUGGAGUCCUCACGGACACUACUUCUUGACGGGCGGUUGGGACAAGACGGCUCGCAUCUGGAUGCAGGACCACGCCUCGGCCCAGCGCAUUCUUGUCGGACACGACUCCAGCAUCUCUGCGGUUGCCUGGCAUCCAAACGGUACCUACGUGUUCACCGCCUCUGACGAGACGGACAAGUCGGUUCGCAUGUGGUCUGUAGUCACCGGCCAGUGCGUCCGCGUCUUUAGUGGACACACGGAUUACAUCUCGUCACUUGAGUGCGCACCCAACGGCAAGAUCCUCGCCAGUGCCGAUAACAGCGGCAACAUCUUCUUCUGGGACAUCCAGAAGGGCGCGCGGAUUAAGCGGUCUCGCGGCCACGGCAAGGGUGGCAUCUGGUCGAUGAGCUUCAGCGUCGAGUCCAAUGUUCUCGUGUCUGGUGGACAAGACGGCUCUGUCCGUGUAUGGGAUGUUGAACUGCCUGCCGAGGGCCAUAAGGUUGUCCAGCAACAGGUUGGAACAGCGCCUGCGCAAGAGGGAAGUGAUACCAUCGUCGCUGCCACAGGACAGACGGAGCGUCCGAACGCAAGCACUCAGGGAGCUGCUGGUGGUAGCUCCAGCGCACCAAGCAGUGGCAAGAAGAAGGGCAAGGAGGUGAUGAUUACGCCUGACCAGAUCAGCGCGUUCCCGACCAAGAAGACACCGGUCAUGAAGGUGCAGUUCACGCGGAUGAACCUGAUUGUGGCCGGCGGCUGCUACGACCCCGACCGCUGA
Colletotrichum chrysophilum is the source of this 2145-nucleotide messenger RNA. RefSeq lists its product as uncharacterized. Gene Ontology annotation, biological process: transcription initiation at RNA polymerase II promoter. The record is from RefSeq and is a predicted model, not a curated record. Gene Ontology annotation, molecular function: protein binding; RNA polymerase II general transcription initiation factor activity. The transcript is spliced from 4 exons. The coding region runs from base 1 to 2145 and encodes 714 amino acids. Lineage: Eukaryota; Fungi; Ascomycota; Sordariomycetes; Glomerellales; Glomerellaceae. Gene Ontology annotation, cellular component: transcription factor TFIID complex.